GUGCAGUGCUCACCUAUUGGAGGGAAGGAGGCCCGGGUAGCUUGUGUGCAGUGCUCACCUAUUGGAGGGAAGGUGGCCCGGGUAGCUUGUGUGCAGUGCUCACCUACUGGAGGGAAGGAGGGAGAACGAUGGAGGAAAGGCUUUGUUGCAGGAUGGACGUAGCAGUCUACAUCGUGGUUUUCAUGUUAAUCUGUCGUUGCGCAGGUGAUGCAUCGGCUGACCUGGCCAAGCUCCACUCUGAUUUCUUCACGUGGCGGAUGUCUGACCGGCCCAUGGUGGCCACCUACAGAGAUGUCCACAAAUAUGACGAUCAGCUGGAGGCAUUCACUCUUGACAUGUUUGAUGUCAGGAAGACCAGGGCCGAUGAACUACACGCCAGACUAAAGAAUAUCACAGUAGCUGAUCUGAAGAAGUCCGACUUGACCAACCUCCGUAUCCUGGACGAUAUGCUCUCCACCUAUAUCGCCGGCUACCCGUGGAGAAUGUACCAGUACCUCACCCCGGUCAAUUUCCUCGAGGGGCCGCAACAAGAGGCUUCCUCCCUGGCUGAGGUCCUACCGUUUUCAACUCGCGGAGACUUUGAGAACUACAUCGUCCGUCUACAGAAGACGCCGGGAAAGAUGUCUCAAUAUAAAACCCUGAUGAGGAUCGCCAUCCAACUCAAUCGCACGAACCACCUCGUCUCUAUGAAUCGUCUUAGAGAACAGUUCGCCAAGUUGAAUGUCAGCGACCCGACACAGUCUGUGCUCUACCUGCCUUUUAACAACACUCUUGCGAAAUCCAAUAUAUCUGACGGUGAUAGGGCUGGGCUGAGACAACGUGGGAGUGCUGCUGUCGCCCUCGCCGUACAAGCCUACAUGGACUUGUCAGCUUUUAUCCAACAGGAGUAUCUGCCCAACACCCGCCCCGAUAUCGGCAUCAGCUCUCUGGACGGAGGACAGGAGUACUAUGAGGCUUGCAUCAGGUGGUAUCUCUCCGUCAACAUGACGGCUCAAGAAGUCCACGACAUCGGCCUCCGGGAGGUGGACAGGAUCGUCGACAACAUGCAGAAGAUUAUGACAAAGCAGCGUUUUAACGGGAGUGUUAGCGAAUACUUCCAGAUGCUGACGACAGACCCCAGGUUCACCUUCACGUCUGCAAGUGACAUAUUGGAGGAGUAUCGCCAUCAGAUACAUGACAUCAUACAGAAGACGCUCCCAAAGCUGUUCGUCAAUAUGCCAACACUACCUAUCGUGGUACGUCCACUGUCCUUCGAUGGUCCUGUAGGAAUGUACUCUACCGGAGCAGCAGACGGAUCCAGGCCAGGGAUAUUCUGGGCCAACGUCCUCAGGCCAAAUCAAACUGUGAACUUCACCACUAUGGUGUUGACACUCCAUGAAGCCAGCCCCGGACAUCACCUGCAGCUCAGCUACUCUAUCACUGCCGACACACCCAACUUCCGGCAGAAGAUGGAGUUCAACGACCUCUUUCGCGCUCCCUUUGCCUUCCCUGGCUACACAUCCUACGUAGAGGGGUGGGGGCUGUACGCGGAGUCGCUGGGCGAGGAGCUGGGGGUGUACCGAGACGACUACGAACUAAUGGGCCGCUACAGUUUCGAGAUUCUACGAGCAUGUCGACUGGUCGUAGACACGGGGAUGCACGCAAUGAACUGGUCCCGCGACGAGGCCAUCCAGUAUCUCCAGAACUACACAGCAGAAUCACUGAACAACAUCAUUGUCGAGAUUGACCGCUACAUCACGUGGCCUGGUCAAGCUCUGGCCUACAAGAUCGGGGAGAUUAAGAUUCGGGAGCUGCGUCAAAGAGCAGAGAAGCGACUAGGCGACAAGUUUGACAUCCGUGAGUUUCACUCUGUGGUGCUCGAGAGCGGGACUGUGCCACUGAACGUGUUGGAGGAUCUCGUCACUGAUUGGCUGGACACGUACCCCGUGACCACUCCCAGACCGGAAACCCCGACAUGUGGAGGGACACAUGUUAUGGUGCGACAUUUGUGGAUCGUUCUGGCUACAUCGGCGGCAGUUACAGUGUCUGGACUUUACUAGCGGUCUUCAUGUGUACAGUGUAUGACUUGGGUGUGUAGGUGAGCUAGAUGGCGUAUGGAACGUGUAACGUGCUGAAUAUGUGUAUUGUUAUUUCUUAAGAAUCUAUAAACAUUCAUUUAAGUCGGACAUGAAAUAUUCACAGAUCAACUGUCGGAGAAUAAAGAAUUUUGAAGAGA
This is a messenger RNA of Haliotis rufescens (red abalone), 2215 nucleotides long. RefSeq lists its product as uncharacterized. The record is from RefSeq and is a predicted model, not a curated record. Bases 129 to 2039 code for a protein of 636 amino acids. NCBI's taxonomy places the organism in Eukaryota, Metazoa, Mollusca, Gastropoda, Lepetellida, Haliotidae. The transcript is spliced from 18 exons.